AGAAAGUAAAGCAAGAAUGCUAAACAGAGAGAGCGCCUAACAGAGCAUAGUAAAAACAGGGAGGCACAGAUACAGAAGCAACAAGCUGCAGAGACUCAGCUGACAAGAGAGGACACUGUCCUGAUCCUUUUCACUCUCUGUGGCCAUGUCUGACUGUGAGGGGCUAACAAUGGGAGGAGGAUCUAUCUGCAAGGCCCAGCCCCCUGCGCUCUGACUCGUCCACACUGUGUGACAGGGGAAGGCUGGGCUGUCCCGAGAAUUAUCUAAACACUCACACACACACAGUCCCUGACGCACACACACACACACACAGUAACUGCCUGUGCCAGAGCCUGCCUGCGCUCUCAGCUCAAGCCCUCUUAAAGCUGUUUUUUUCUGCUGGAGAUCAGUAAGAGCUAACGACACACAGCUGCCUCUGCUGAAGACAGAAGAAGGACAAGAGGAGAAGAGAGGGAGGGGGAAAAGAGGGAGGAGAGGACAAGCUCGGGGGAAAACAAAACCACCAGCAGCCUCUUAACUCCUUGCAUCUGUGCGGUGCAGUCGUUCUUCAGCAGGGAGUGUUUUUCUGCUGUGAUUCAGGACUUUUUUGUUAGGGGGGGGGUAAGAAGAGGAAAAGAAGAGGGGUUGGAGUUCACAUGACAUAAUCGGAGUGAAUGGGUUGCCAUGGUGACUCACCCAGGGAGCCUGACCCGUGCAGAGUGAAUGGAGGGAGCGCCUUGAACGCCAAGUGAACUAAACUAACGGAGGGGAGUCACCGGAGAGAGAGAGAGAGAGAGAGCAAGAGAGGGAGGGAGAGGAGAGAUCGAAGGAGUGGUGGAUAAAAGUAGGAGCAUAGAGGAGCCGAGCAGAGGCUGAGAAUGGAGGACGGGUUUUCCAGCUACAGCAGCUUGUAUGACACCUCAUCACUGCUACAGUUCUGCAACGAUGACAGUGCGUCAGCAGCCAGCAGUAUGGAGGUGACUGACCGCAUCGCCUCCCUGGAGCAGAGGGUCCAGAUGCAGGAGGACGAGAUUCAGCUGCUGAAGUCUGCUCUGGCCGAUGUGGUCCGCAGGCUCAACCUGUCUGAGGAGCAGCAGGCCAUGGGGUCACGCAGAGGACCCACCAAAGACCCUGCUUUGAUGAGAAAGUCUCCCUCAGCAGACAGCAAUGUUGGGAAGCCAGCCAGGCCAAUGAUUGCCACCCUGCCGUUACGGCCCACAGUAAACAACGGGACCAUCCUACCAAAGAAAGGCAGCGGCACUCUGCCCUCCCCAUCUGGAUGUGGAUCCCGGAAGGACACCAGCACGCCAGCCAACAAGAGUCUGCCCAGUUUUUCCUCUCUGUCUCGCUCAACCAGAAUUCUCUAUCUGCCCCUCAGCACUGUGAGGAGAGCCAACUCAAACGAACAUGUGGGAACUCUUACGCGGAAAGAUUCGGGCGACUCCAAGGGCAACCGAACUCGCGCCGGAUCCACCGGCAGCAAUUCCAGCGGCAAAAGAAGUGAAAGCAAACAGAGGGAUCCAGUGUUCAAUGCAGGGAUGCGACGUGUGACCCACUGCAAAGAGGAAGGUUAUGUGAAAAUGUUUUUGAAGGGUCGUCCCAUCGCCAUGUACAUGCCCAAAGACCAGGUGGACAGCUACUGCCUGGAGGCCAGAGCCGAGCUGCCCAGCAACAAACUCAAACUGGACUGGGUCUAUGGUUACCGUGGUCGAGACUGUCGCUCCAACCUUUACUUGCUGCCCACUGGAGAAACGGUGUAUUUCAUCGCCUCAGUGGUCGUCCUGUUCAAUGUGGACGAGCAGCUGCAGAGACACUACACUGGACACACAGAUGACAUCAAAUGCCUGGCCGUCCACCCCGACAAAAUCACCAUAGCAACCGGGCAGGUGGCGGGCACUUCUUCAGAUGGAAAACAGCUGGCUCCUCACGUUCGUGUGUGGGACUCUGUCAGCCUCAACACCCUCCAUGUUCUGGGUGUAGGCUUCUUUGACCGCGCCUUGGUCUGCUUGUCUUUCUCCAAGUCGAAUGGAGGAAACACACUGUGUGUUGUAGACGACUCCAAUGAUCACGUCCUCUCCAUCUGGGACUGGCAGAGAGUGGACAGACUGGCCGAGGUCAAGUGCUCCAACGAGUCAGUGUUUGCUGCAGACUUUCACCCGACAGACAGCAACAUCGUAGUCACCUGUGGCAAGUCGCAUCUCUAUUUCUGGAACCUGGAGAAAGGCAUGCUGCUCAAGAAGCAAGGACUGUUUGAGAAACAGGAGAAGCCCAAGUUUGUGUUGUGCGUGACCUUUGCAGAAAAUGGAGACGCUAUAACUGGAGACUCGAGUGGGAACAUCCUGGUGUGGGGAAAAGGCACUAAUCGCAUCAGCCACGUCAUCCAAGGAGCUCACGAGGGCAGCAUCUUUGCUCUGUGUAUGCUGAGGAACGGCACACUGGUGUCUGGGGGUAAAGACCGCAGGCUCAUUUCUUGGGACAGCGGCUACCAACAGAUACAAAUGGUGGAGGUGCCUGAGUUGUUUGGUCCCAUCAGGACCAUAGCAGAGGGCAGAGGGGAGACUGUGCUCAUCGGGACCACCAAGAACUUUGUUUUGCAAGGCAGUUUGGAUGGAGAAUUCAUGCCUAUUACACAGGGUCAUACUGAUGAGUUGUGGGGUCUGGCUGUCCAUCCCUGGAAGCCCCAGUUUCUCACCUGUGGAUAUGACAGGCAGGUCAGCCUAUGGGACUCCAGUACCCAUCAGCUCAUCUGGACAAAGAGCAUGGAGGAUGCUGCGCAAUCAGCAGGCUUCCACCCGACUGGAGCUGUGGUUGCCAUAGGAACCCAAAUUGGCAGGUGGCUGGUGCUGGACACUGACUCUAAGGAUUUGGUCACAGUGCACACAGAUGGGAAUGAACAGCUGUCUGUCAUGCGCUAUGGGCCAGAUGGUAACUUCCUGGCCAUCGGUUCCCACGACAACUACAUCUAUAUCUACGCUGUGGCAGAAAAUGGGAGGAAGUACAGUCGAGUGGGGAAGUGCUCGGGUCACUCUAGUUUCAUCACCCAUCUGGACUGGUCAGUGGACUCCCAGUAUCUGGUAUCAAAUUCAGGAGACUAUGAGAUACUGUACUGGAUCCCGUCAGUCUGCAAACAGGUGGUCAGCGUGGAGACUACCAGAGAUAUUGAGUGGGCCACUUACACCUGCACUCUGGGCUUCCAGAUCUUUGGCUUGUGGCCCGACGGCUCAGACGGCACCGACAUCAACGCCGUCUGCAGGUCCAACGACAAGAGCCUCCUGGUUACUGGAGACGACUUUGGGAAGGUCCACCUCUUCUCAUACCCCUGUUCACAGUUCAGGGCUCCCAGCCAUGUUUAUGGCGGCCACAGCAGUCACGUGACCAAUGUGACCUUCCUGUAUGAUGACGGCUACCUGGUGUCGACCGGAGGGAAGGACAUGAGCGUGAUGCAGUGGAGGAUAGUCUGAGCGAGCAGACAGAAACAGAUACUGUCAACUUAACUGCUGCUGGGUUCUGAAACCCAGCUGAAGCAAACUGAACUGAACUGCACUAAACUGAACCGAACCAAACUUAAAUUAAUUCAGAUGCUAAAAAGAAGCGGAUCUGACUGAACUGAAGUGAGUUGACAGAAGAGGAACUUGCGUCCUGAGGUUUCCUUCCUGAUCUGCUCUCACAUCCCGAAUGAGAUGAACUGGUGGGGGAGUAAUGUGCAGUUGUUUGAAAUACAAAACUCCUGAAUAUUUCUCCUUUUCUUUAUUCACACUACCUGUAAAAAAAAAAAAAAAAAAAUGAAAUCUCUCUCUUUCAAGCACUGUAGCCUAGUCACCAAUGACAUGACACAACACAAAUCAAACAGAUCAAAUCCAACUAAACAGAACCAAAGGCUCUGACUUUCCGACUGCAUUUGUACAGUUUGGCUUUCACUGUUCUUGUAUCGUGCGCACUCCUACCACAGAUUAUGGACUGAAUAGGUUUGUUUCGGUGCCUGUCAAAGCCGUUCCAGACUCAAUAUCAUCGAGCUGCAGAUCCAAGAGCAUUGGGACAAAAACUGUGUACGGGAAGAAAGAACAUAGUGAUUUUCUAAUUGUUAAACUUUCUUUUAUUUUGUAUUUAACAACUCAGGAAAGCACUAGUGAAGCAGGACCCUUCCCUGUUAUUAACAUUGACAUAUCAGAACGAGCCCUAAAAGCAUCUCACUAAAAUAUUCAGAGGUAUCAACCAUGGUAAAUAUCUGAUUCAAAUGUUGUAGAACCAUUAUUGAUUCUUUUGCAUUGAACAAUUGUGUAUUAAAACUACCUAUAUAGUCAGGGCUGAUGAUGAAUUUGGAGGAUUUUAAUACAUCCCAGGAAGGAGAAUAAUAUUGUUGAACAAGAGACACACUGCAUGUUUUUUUUUUUCCUGUGAGAUGUGAUGUUAAUCUCCUUUUGGAGUGAUUCUAUUUUGGGAAAAUUAUUUUGGUUGACAAAAAGUUACAUUACCUGGAUUCAGAUUUAGGAUUUUAACCAUUUUCUGCAAAAUUAUCAGAACACUUUUCUCAAAUUGUGCUUCCAGAUCUUAAAAAAGACAUGUUUCCUAUUAUUUAUUGAUCGUGUUUCAAACUCAUCAUCACCAGUAUCAGUUACUCUGAGUUUUUCUCUCAUAAUACAACCCUGGUGAGUCCCAGAUGUGUAAAUAUACAGAUAGGCUUGAAACAGAUAAGAGCAAAAUGUGGGUUACUAUACAGCUGUUUCCAGUUUUUGGAAUGAGUUGUCGUAUGUUUCCUUUGCCUUGAGGAGUAAGGAGAGUCAAAAUCAAGCAGGUAUCGGGUCUUUCCAUGGUGUGAAGCCUUUUCAAAUCUGCAUCUCUUUACAGUUGCACCCAGAUCAGUUCAUGAAGGCGGAGGACGAGACCAUAACACUGUAACUGUUUAUGUCUGAUGUGCUACUCGGGUGUGCACCAUCAGUCACUGGCAAGAUAUUUAAGUGAACUGCACCCUCUUGAGGUGUCUUUCUAUAUUGCACUGCUUCAGCCUGAUAAACCUACAGCAGGCCUAUUAAGCAAAUCACCAUUUAGCACUUACUGGAGUUUUUCAUAAACCGACGUCUGCUCUCAACCUUCUCAGCUGUGUACCACCCCGGUCGGAUCUAAUGGUACGCCUCGUAGCAUGUCACACUCCUCAUCUCCUGGCUAGCAGCAAGCCAAAAUUACUCACAUGCAUGAAUAAUUAUAAUUCUUUUAAAGUGAUAUUUUAAUGGGGUUAAGCGGAGUUUAGCGUGACCAUAGCUGCCACUGAUAUGAGGCAUACUGGUGUUGUUUUGAAAUCCAGACUGUUGGACUUGUCUUAUCAGGAGAAGCACUGAAAUCUAACAGCAGUGAUAAAAAGUCACCACUCUACAGAGUGAAUGUAACAUGGUUUGUCUUACCACUAAACGCUGGGGGCUGCAGAAUAUCAUUGGACACUUAACACUUGUCUGAAAGUAAAUGGAACAUGAAAUUUCUAUGAUGCUGUGUCUUAUAUUUCCCACUUUCUCAUUUUUUG
Molecule: messenger RNA, 5491 nt
Organism: Xiphias gladius (swordfish)
Lineage: Eukaryota; Metazoa; Chordata; Actinopteri; Istiophoriformes; Xiphiidae
Gene: eml1
Product: EMAP like 1
Exons: 26
Coding region: 858-3440 (860 amino acids)
Biological process (GO): microtubule cytoskeleton organization
Cellular component (GO): mitotic spindle
Molecular function (GO): microtubule binding
Source: RefSeq, a predicted model, not a curated record